GGACCAGCCCGCGGUUGAAUCAGACGCGCACUCCAGAACCCCUCCCUCCCUCCCUCCCUCCCUCACUCCCCCCCUCCUCCCUCCCUCCCCGCCCGCGCAGCCCUUUUGGUCUGGACCUCUUGGCCUGGCCCGCGGCCCAUCGGCGUGUGGGGCCCCCUCUCAGGGCUGCAGGGCCUGCCUCCCGGCGCUGCCCGCCAGCAUGCCCGCCGGCGCCGGUGCGCGGCAAGCCGCCCUGGCGGCGCUGGCGGCGCUGGCCCGCGCCAGCCCUGGCGGCUUCGUGUACGACCCUGAGCAGAGGAUAGAGUCCGCCCGCUUGUUCGGGAACCUGAACAAGUAUGCCUAUUAUUUCACGGACGUCAUGGUGGGCCUGCCGGUGUCGCAGCGCACUUCGGUCAUCAUCGACACGGGAAGCAGGCUCGUGGGUUUCCCAUGCAGCCAGUGCACCCACUGCGGCGACCAUUUGGACCCCGCCUUCGACCUGACCAGCUCUGGGACCGCGAGAUGGUUCAAUUGCUCGACGUCCUGCCCCGGGUCUUGCCUCGACGGCCGCUGCCCGUACCGCGAGUCGUACGCAGAGGGCAGCACCGUCGCAGGGUACUGGUUCGAAGACUUCCUGGAGCUCGGAGACCCGGACAACCGGAACCCGCCCGUGCGCGAGAACCAGUGGAAUCCGGAGGUCCAGAUCGGUAAUUUCCGGAGAUUACCGAUCUAA
Messenger RNA from Prorocentrum cordatum, 712 nucleotides. NCBI's taxonomy places the organism in Eukaryota, Dinophyceae, Prorocentrales, Prorocentraceae. The record is from the annotation of a GenBank genome assembly.